AUGGACGACGGGAACCUCGACUGCUCCUCCAUGGGCAGCUACUUCGACGGCAUCCUCAUGGACACGGAGCAGGUUGCGUGCUGCACCCACACCCACACCUGCCUCCACGUCCACUCCAAGAUCGCCGCCUCCGCCUCCUCCGAUGCCGGCGCGGAGACCCCGGCCGAGUUCGAGGACGCCCACGUCACCUCCAGGAGCAAGAGGCGCCGCCCGUCGGGCAACCAGGCGGCCGUGCGCAAGUACCGGGAGAAGAAGAAGGCGCACACGGCGCUGCUGGAGGAGGAGGCGGCCCGUCUCAGGGCUAUGAACAAGGAGCUCGCCAAGAAGGUCCAGGACCACGCCGCGCUCGAGGCCGAGGCGGCCAGGCUCCACUGCCUGCUCGUCGACGUCAGGGGGAGGAUCGAAGGGGAGAUCGGCGCCUUCCCUUACCAGCGGCGGCCGGCCAAGGGCGCCGGUCAGGGCGGUGCCCAGAUCUAUGCAAUGGAGAAUAUUAUUCUCUGA
Molecule: messenger RNA, 501 nt
Organism: Triticum turgidum subsp. durum (durum wheat)
Lineage: Eukaryota; Viridiplantae; Streptophyta; Magnoliopsida; Poales; Poaceae
Source: the annotation of a GenBank genome assembly